AUGCGUACAGCAAAAUUAUCAAUAGAAAAACGUUUAUUUGAGUGGGAAGAACAACAACCAAAGUUAAAUAUUAAACAUAAUACUGAUUCGGCUUUAUUAUGGACACAAAAUUUUAUAGUUUUAACGAUUGGUGCAAUUCUAUUAUCUGCAAUUGUAACAUUUUUAGCCGUGUUGUUGUGGCGUUCAAGACAACGACGAUUAUUAAAAACUCAUUGUGAACCAUCGGAAUCAACUCCAUUAUCAUUGGUGAAUAAUGAAAUAUUAAGACCAAAAGAAAUAGUAUUGUAUCCUAUUGUACCUAAACUUGUUCAAUUUAAUCCAGCAGAUAUUAAUGAAAAUUCAUAUGUAUCAACAACAGCAACAAAAAAAAUUCGUAAAAAAAAUCUUUUACAAAGAAGAGGCAAUAAUAAUGCAUUAACAAUAUCAAUAAAUUCAAAACAUCGUCUUCAUAAUAGUUCACCAACUGAUUGUUCAUCUGAUGAAUAUUUACAAACAGCAACACGAAAAUUAACUAUUGAUGAACUUCAUCAACAUGCACAAGAUACACGUUUACUUUAUCAAGAAUUUUGGUCAACACCAACAAAUCAUCUUGAAAAACUUCGUAUUUGUGGUACUGGAACAAAAAAUCGUUAUUGUACAAUAAUUGCAAAUGAACAUUCACGUGUAAAAUUAUCUGAAUUAUCCGAUGAUCCUCUUUCAUCUUAUAUCAAUGCAAAUUAUAUUUAUGGUUGGCCAAAUGAAUCUCAUGCAUAUAUAGCUACGCAAGGUCCACUUUCAAAUACAAUUAUUGAUUUUUAUCGGAUGAUAUGGCAAGAAUAUACACCUGUAAUUGUAAUGAUUACUCGUUUAUUUGAAAAAAAUAAAUCAAAAUGUGAACGAUAUAUUCCAGAUAUUCAAACAAAUCAAUAUGGUCCAUUUCAUGUUGAAGUUAAAUCAAUAAAUUAUCAAAAUGAUUAUGAAAUACGAAGAUUAAUUAUAAAAUAUGAAAAUGAACAACGUGAAGUUGAUCAUUAUUGGUAUACAGCAUGGCCUGAUCAUUCAUGUCCGAAUGUUAUACAACCAUUAAUUGAACUUAUUCAUAAUGUUGAAAAAAGUCGAAUUGAUUUAUCUAAAAUAAAUAAACGAUCUGGUCCUGUUGUUGUUCAUUGCAGUGCUGGUAUUGGUCGUACUGGUUGUUUUAUUGCAUUAAGUAAUGGUAUAAAACAAUUAAAUAAAGAAUAUGCUGUUGAUGUACUUCGUAUACUUUGUAAUUUACGACGAGAUCGUGGUGGAAUGAUUCAAACUAAUGAUCAAUAUCAAUUUGUUCAUCAAGCAUUAAGUGAAUAUGCACGACAAUUACAAUAA
Molecule: messenger RNA, 1344 nt
Organism: Rotaria sp. Silwood1
Lineage: Eukaryota; Metazoa; Rotifera; Eurotatoria; Philodinida; Philodinidae
Source: the annotation of a GenBank genome assembly